AUGCUCAAUGACUUGGAACUCCUGUGGACAGAUACUGACCGCAGUCUGUCUGACAUACUACACCCAGAAGAUGUCUUCUACGUUGUAUUUGCAGCAACGUUUCAUCUCAGCCCGAGUUGGGAGCCAGUGAGAGAACUUACCUAUCUAGCGGUCUCACAAAAGCUUGUUCAAGACUCAAUCCGAUCCUCGCCAGACUCACUUCCAAGUAUCGUACUCUUUGAAACAGCACCUAUGAUUGAGACAUUGGAAGGAUUCCGAGGUCUUCUACAUCUAUCAGCCGAGGAUAACUUGGCUGCUUGUCUCUACAACCUUUGUAUUCGAGUUGACAUAGAACCCAGCGCUCGAGAUUCCGAAAUCAACUUCGUCUGGAAGAAAUUACCCACUUUUGCGACAAACGAUAAUCGAGCUGCACAGAAACCAAGAGUUUUUCGUGCUUGCUCACGGCCUGGAGCAAGUAGAUUCGUGCAUAAGCUCUACUCCAGGUAUAGGAUUGGAAGGAACGAACCAACCGUGUCAUUCUUUCGUGUAUCGUCGGCAAUGGAUCAGUUGGCUACUGCAGAGGAUUUGCGACAGCGACCUCAGCUUCUAGAUGAGACGAUCUGGCCAUGGAGAAAUGAUAAAGAAUGGAAAGCUGCGAGGGCAUCAACCAGGGAAUUCUUGAUUGCCAGGAAAGCUGCUGAGGUCACGUACUUUCAAGCAGAGCUGUGCAUAUUUAUCCUCGAUGUGUCACUGGCUGUGAAAGGCAUCCCUCGGACUUUGUUUUCAUGCCCACCGGAGACUCACGUACUUAUGUUUAAAUACGGCGACGAUGCUGACGAUACUGAUCGGUGGAGAUCAAUGCUGUAUUCACGAACUGAGGUUAGAAAAAGUUGGAACUUUGCUAUUUAUACCUCAGAUAACAUAAUGCGCCUUGGAAGUCAUCUUGAAAGGUUUCGGAAUGAGUUAAGGCAAUAUCGGGGGUUUGGGUUACGAUCCAAGUGGAAAGAAAUUACAACAGGUUGGGCCCAAGGUCAGAAUAUUAACUCUCUAGACUUGGCAUCUACCCGGCCUUUCACACGACGUUCGGACCAAGGCUCACUGAGCAGCAUGCUUCUCAGUAUAGGAGACGAUGAAAAUGAGCGGCCGCUCCAAAGGCCUACAAUAUCCGAUGACUUCAUGGUUAUUAAGGAGGAAGAUGGUGUCACGCCGAGGACAGUGGGCCCCUCGGAGAGGAAGAUCAUACGGGCAUACAGGCCAGACGGAGCUGUGAGGAUGCAGCAUCAAGAAAGCCUACCUGGCAGCGAUACCGGCGAUGACUCUCCCAGUAUGUCAGAGCGACGAAGAGGGAAAAGGCCAAUGAGGGCGGUGGAUGAGUCUGACGAGGCUGAAUCUUCAGCACAUGCAGAACGACGAGCUCGCCAGGAGCGGGAAGUUACCCAACGGUUUGAUAGUGACUUUCUUUCCGAUGGGGAGUUGAAAAAAGUGUUGGCAAAUGGAACGCUUCCCUGA
Messenger RNA from Fusarium verticillioides 7600, 1488 nucleotides. RefSeq lists its product as hypothetical. The transcript has a single exon. Bases 1 to 1488 code for a protein of 495 amino acids. NCBI's taxonomy places the organism in Eukaryota, Fungi, Ascomycota, Sordariomycetes, Hypocreales, Nectriaceae. The record is from RefSeq and is a predicted model, not a curated record.